AUGGCUUCAAAGUCUGGACAAGGCGCGGUCAAGGCGAACUCCGAGCAAAGCCAGAUGUGGUUUUUUUUGUUCGAAGACAUGAAAUCAGUAAACUUCAAGCAAAGCGAUUUUAUCCUGGCAGAUCUCGUUGGCAGCCAUGGCAAGACCCAGGAUUUUUCAUUCUGGAUUCAUUCGCAGAGCAUGAGCUCCGCUGUUCAGAUGUUAACAAACGAGAGCAUCAUCGGAACAUACAAGCUUUACUGUUCAAAGGAUCCCAUCGUUCAGAUUAUCAUUCGCAACGUACAUGAGUUGUCUCCAAACACUUCCCGUGCCCCAUCAUACGCAUCUUCACUUGCUUCGCGACAGCAGAAGUCCGCCCGUCGAGGUUUACUUGCUCCUGAACUGUUCAUUCAGCCCAAGGUUCGCCACGUAUCAGGAAGCACUGAUAUGGAAACAUUCGAAGAGAUCAAGGACGAUGAGCAGAUGAUUUCGAUCGUGAAGGAUGGUCAAACCUUCACUUUCACUCCGGACUACCUCAAAGGAUGGAUUGAGUCCGAGAUUGCGAACCUCAAGCCCCUCACCGACAUCGUGGUGCAAUCAGUGGGACCGGAUGGCAUCACUCAUGAUGUCCAGCUCGAUGCCAAUGACACGUUCGUUCGUUCUCAGACAAAACGAGAAGAGCUUCUCGCAGACAUCUUCUUCAAAGUUCCCAACUUUCAGAAGAACUGCAUGGAGUUUAUCUAUGAUCUACGAAGCUUCGGACAAAACGACAAGUCGAGAAAACGUCUUGAAAGCACUGGCGACCAAUACUACCUUGGCUCGCCCUACUUCGACGACCAAGUUCGUGACAAGAUUCUUGAACUACCCGUGCAAGCUGGUUCUCUUAAGCAAGCUUUGGACGCCUUGGCUACCAAGCGAAUGGGUUCGACUAUCUGUGCUUCCCAUGACCUCUCCCCUAUCUUCGAAUCUGCCCUUGGGGUCACUUGGGAUAAGUCUAAGAAGAAGGCUAUCAUCACUCCUGCCAAGUCGAACACAACUGGCUUGACCUUUCGAGCCAAGGCACUGUUGAAGAAAGGGACUUUUGCAUUCCGGAAGAAGUAG
Fusarium sp. VM40 is the source of this 1080-nucleotide messenger RNA. Lineage: Eukaryota; Fungi; Ascomycota; Sordariomycetes; Hypocreales; Nectriaceae. The record is from the annotation of a GenBank genome assembly.